AUGCACAUGGUAAGAAAAAAAUGUCUGAAAAACUAAGGUUACUAUGCUUAUUAAAAAAAAAUGCCGAAAAGGAGUGAUGAGAAAGUUAACAGUCGUUCGUUAUUUUUACCCAAUACACUGACAGCCGCUGUAGAGUACACGAGUAAUCCUUAAGUUUUCUAGCCUGCAACCGCAGACGUAUUUCUGGUCGCGAUCGUCGCUUCCUGCCCUCCGAAAAAUAGAGAGGCGACGACCCGAAAUACGUCUGCGAUCGCAGGCUAAGACGUUUUCCCCUGGGAUGGUAUAAGUAGAACCAUCGAAAAAGACAAGCGCUACGUUGAAAAUCUCCCCCGUGCUCUCGUGUAUUGACUACUUGCGGACUCUGUCAGUGUGCUGUGGAAUCAAUUAAAUAAUUGAUUAGUUCUUCGUUUCUUUGUUCAUUUUCUUAAAAAUAAUUGGCCCUCAACUCUUAACAGGAGUUCGGGAUAGACAUUUUCCUUCGUCAGUCUUGGUUUGACCCGCGACUUGACCACGGUCUUCAAGGUACUCUAUCUCUAAGUAACACGGUGCUUUCUCACAUAUGGCUGCCCGACAGUUACUUCAAAAACGCAAAGAAAGCAAGCUUCCACGACGUCACCACACCGAAUAUCAUGAUUUCCAUUGGUCCUGGGGGCUUGGUAAAUUACAAUGCAAGGUAAGGCUGGUUAGCUACCGACCCAUAGAGAAGGGGAAAUAAGCUGUAUAUAUAAUAACAAGGGGUGUGUGAUCUAUGGUUUAAUCAAAUAGUAAAUCACUAAACCGGUGAGAAAAAGUGAUCUGAAAUAAGGUGUAAUUCAUUAAUAAAGCAUAAUGGGGGAUACACGAAAACGGGUCUCAAACAGUCAGGCAAAAUUCAAACAUCCCUUGCAGCAUGAAAAUCGUCCAGAUACUGAUACAGAGUACUCCUGCUUAACUAGUUUAUUUUGUCGAAUUUACAGUAAGCAAUCAGCAGUGCAGAUUGGUCAAUUCUGAAUGUAGUAGUUAUUGACCGUCUAUGAACAACCAGAACAACGAAUUUAAGUUUUGAUCGCAGUUUGUAACAGAAAUAAAGUCACAAUUUUAGAAGCCAGUACUGAGUCAAUUAUAUUUCCUGGCGUUUAGGAUUUGGUUUCCCUAAUCAUCGACCAAUGGCCGUUAAGUUCGUGAAUUUAGUAUUUUACCCAAAAAUAUUGGUUUCUCUACUUAAAUCACGAUAUAAUAAAUAACUUACGAACCUCGCUUUCAAGUUCCUUACUGAAGUUUACAGAAUCUUUUUUCCCUCUCAGAUUUGGGCCUGGCUGCGGAAAAAACUUAGUCUCUAACUUAUUGUAAAUUGUGGUGCUAGUAAGUGUAACUGUAAAAUAAUAAACAAUUUUUUUAUUUUCCUGCAUGCAUUGACUUUUAUUUUUCUCCAGAGUUACUCUGAAAGCUUCUUGUCCCAUGGAUUUACACCUUUAUCCUAUGGACGUACAGGAAUGCCCAUUGAUUAUUGAAAGUUGUAAGUUGCAGUUUAUAGUAGGGAGCUUAAAGGGAACCUCCACUUCAACAAAAAGAUAACUUUAAAUCACAGGAAAUAACUGUUACAGUCAAGUCAAUCUAAAAUAUUUUUAAAGAAAGCGUUUGUAUCCGAAAGAAAUAACUUUUAGAUUCGCCUAUUUUUGUUUUCAAAUUUUGCGGGCGUCGCCAUCUUGAAUAAUAAAUUGUGACGUAUAAUGGUUGCCCUAUUGUUAUUAAACAAAAGCUCUUUGUGUCAGAACAAUAGAGCAACCGUAACACGUCACAAUUAUUCAAGAUGGCGGCGCCCGCGAAAUUUGAAAGUGAAAAUAAGCGAUUUUAUAAUUCACUUUUCCUGAUAUAAACACUUUUUUUAAGACAAAUUUCGAACAAAUUUGUUUAUCAACAUAAUUUUAUUCGGUUUAAACUUAUUCUGUAGUAAGAGUGGAGGUUCCCUUUAAGCAGUGAAGACGACGAGGGCAGCAAAAAUGUUGCUAAAAAUGGAUUUGCCUCCUUUCAAACAUUACUGCGUCUCUUUGGACCUGCCUUAUUCGUCAACAAAUGCAGGCCAUUUUUCCUGGAGUCAUUGAAUUCUUAACUUAGGACUUCAUCUAGGUUCAAACAAGGAAAGGAAAAUUCGACGUAGUAUAUUUUCAAGUCCUCCAUAAAAGGUCGCAUUAGGACGUCAAAAAAUGUAAUAAAACUCGUGAUGCAAGUGCAGAGCUACUUUUUUGCUCGUAAAACCGAUUGAUUUUUGACGUUGUCGUCGUUCUUUAAGCAGUCUCUCUUGAUUUAGACCCCGUCAACACGUAUCAGGAUAUCUUUGAAAACGGUUUUUUUCUCCGUAUUCAGAGCCAGGUUGCUUAGCCUUGCGUCUACCCCGACGGCGUUUUCGAGCACGAAAAACGCAGGUUUUUAACGGUUUCCAGAGUGGGGAGUUUUUUGAAAACGCAGGAUGGUCGUCAUAGCUUAAACAAUUUGCGAAAUACGCUGAUGUCAUAAAAUCGAAGGAAAAGAGAAAAAGAAAGCGCGAGGAGGGAGAAAGGACGAGAAGAGAAAAAAAGCAAUGGUUGCACUCUUAAAUUUUUUGAUGGCUACUUUGGAGAUAGUUUUUGGCAGAAAAAAACUGUUGGACGGAAAAGGUCCAUUUGACGAUAACGUUUCCAAAAAUCCGGCCAUACUACUAGCACCACGCAUGCUCUGUGAGGGAUGCAAAUCGUAUUUCUUUCAAUUUAGCGUUUAUGUGUGGACGGGCAAAACAAUUCGAAUAAGCUACUUGUGGAUGUGUUAUUAUUAUUAUUAUUUUGAAAACCGAGAAAAAUGUCUCCCCUUUGAAAAAAUACCCGGAUACGUGUGCACUGGGCAACGCAAUAGUUACUCACGCACUUUCCACUAGGGAUUUGAGAAUAAUUUUAUUUUUUACAUAAUUACUUGUUGAACAUGUUGCUUUAAUUUAUCUCUUUUGUUUGGUGUUUUAUAGAUGGCUAUGACAUAAAAAACAUCAUUUACAAAUGGGAAAAAUCCAGCGAGGAUGGAAUGUCAUUUGUACCCCUUGACAUGAAGAUGCUACCUCAAUUUAAACUCACCAAGCUGCACCUUUCAACAAUUUUCACCCGAUAUGUAGUUGGUAAAUAAAAGCCAGUCUCAUAGAUUAUUUAUUAAAAUAACUGUUAAUUUGUUUCAAUUAUGAUGUAUGUUAAAUGCGUAGAAAAUAGUCUCCGGCCUCUUUAAGGGAAAAUUGACGAAAAACUCCAGAACAUUUGAGUCCAAUUGAACAUUUGAUUUAGCAAAACGAUCCUGAAAAUUAUGUUAGGUCGCUUUCCAUUUGACAGAACUGGUCCCGGACCAUUGCUUAACCACAAAAAUGAAAUGGGCCCUGUCAAUAUUUUGCGGACCAUUCCUUCGCUAUUCAGGAUUUUGAUCUGGCCGGAAAAAAGAUCCUGAAAAUUAUGGUUGACAAAUGGAAAGCGCCCUUCUAACAUCUCUAAUGUCCUUUAGAGCGAUAUACUCCAGCAAUGACUCUGUUUAGGAGACUGUCUCAAUGGCUCGAUGUUCAUAAUUAUGUCCUGUCGCUAUGCACUUGAAACAGCUACCAUUCAUAUCAUUUCCACGAUGCUCCGCCUUACACCACCCAGUAACAAAACAAAGUUCCUGCCUUUUUUUAAAGUCUCUUUAAAUCAAGUCCGAAUAAUCAGAUUCAUUUCCAUGGCUUACCUUGUUCUAGCCGACACAACGCCUGGUGACUAGCCCUGAGCCCGAGACGAAAGAUGUAUCUGGCAGUGAAAAGUGGGCGGACUUUUCAGUUUUAUUUCAAUUUAUUGACGAUGAACUGGCACUAGCACGCUCAGUCGAGGUUAAUGCGGGUGGAUCGUGGUAUUCUCACCAUUAGCCUCCACUACGUGCAAGCUAUAGUUUCAGUUCACCGUCAAUAAUGCGACAAAGGUUUUCUGUCAUACAGGCAACUACUCUGGCUUGAGGGCCUCAUUCUCCUUACAGCGCCUGUACAGUUAUCAAGUGAUUCAUCUUUACGGACCGAGCGGACUCAUUGUAGUACUCUCCUGGCUGACUUUCCUUCUACCUAGAACGCAGUCCCCUGCUCGAGUCACGCUUGGAGUGACGUCUGUCCUCACCAUAGUAACUGUUCUGACCAUGUCCAAUAACGCUAUGCCUGUAAUAAUAAUACUGAUUGAUGCUACAGUUGACUGACAUGUAAUCCUACCCCCUGGAAUGUGCUAUAUAUAUCAACCACAUUCUGUACCAAAAAGAGAUCAAUAAACCUUCGAGCCAGUCAACCCUUGUUAUGUUUCUUAGUUAAAACCCUGAACCCGUUCAUCUAAGCAAAGCUUAUUACAUGGUGUCAGAAGUGGCCAAUCAUGGAACACAUGAAGCCCAUAGGACCUCUACGAAUGGACGGCAACGUCGCAGAAAACUGGCGAAAAUGGAAACAGAGGUGGGUCCUCUAUGCGAAAGCGAGUGGAGUAGACUCAAAAGACGAAGAAACACAAUGUGCAGUCUUACUACACACCAUAGGAGAAGAGGCACUCGAAGUAUACGACACUUUUACAUUUACAGAAGCCGAGGAGAAUAAGAUAGAACCUCUCGUGGCAAAGCUAGAGGCGUACUGUGCCCCAAAGAAGAACGUCACGUACGAACGCUAUCUUUUCUUCUCGUGCACGCAAAACGGACGGCCUAUCGACGCCUUCGUUACCGAUCUCCGCACAAAGCCAAAACCUGCGAGUUUGGAACACUCAACGAUAGUCUAAUAAAGGACAGAAUCGUGUGUGGAAUCGACAGCCAGAGUGUAAGGGAGCGACUCUUACGCAACAACGAGCUCACUCUAGAAGUAGCCAUAAAUACCGUACGAGCCGCAGAGACGAGUAAAACUCAAAUGGAGUCCCUUAACAGCCUUGAAGCAGCAGCCGUAAACUUCGUCACAAAGAACCAAAAACAGCCACCAAGAUAUCAGCCUAUGAAGAAAAGGCAGCAGAAACAACAGCACCAGCAAAUAAAACCGUGUGGUCGUUGUGGUUACAUCCACAAGCCAAAACAAUGCAGGGCGUUUGGACAAACAUGUCACAAAUGUCAAGGGAGAGAUCACUUCGCCCAUAUGUGCCGCACAAAAGGCGCAAAUACUGGCCACAAAACACUCAAUGAAGUCGAACAGCAGUCAGACACUGACUCAGAUGAGGAUCUAUUCCUUGGAGAAUUAGAUUCGUCACAAAAUGACAAAAACGAACUGUUCACGAAAUUAACCGUGAAUGAGGAAGAGAUCAGCUUCAAAAUUGAUACAGGCGCACAGUGCAAUGUCAUUCCCGAACACGCCUAUGAAAAACUGAGCAAGAAGCCAAGCCUACAGCCUACUAAAGUUAAGAUAACUGCAUAUGGUGGGGUACGUGUGCCGAUCAAAGGAACAUGCACAAUGACAAUCAAGAAAAACAGCAAAAACCUUGAUGCCAAAUUCUUUAUUGUCGCCGUUGAAAAGGCUCAACCCUUAAUUGGCCUUCAAACUUGCCGAGAUCUGGAACUGAUAAACAUUAACAACGAUGUUAAUGAAGUCAAAACAAGUGGAACAGAAAUUCUCGACGAAUUUAAAGAUGUCUUCACCGGACUUGGUUUAGUCAACGGAGAAUUUCAUAUCGAGCUUCGAGAAGACGCAAGGCCUACAAUACAACCGUCACGGAAAAUUCCUCUGAGCCUGAUGCCGAAACUACAGAAAACACUAGAGAAGCUGACAGAAAUGGAAGUAAUCAGCAAAGUUGAAAAAGCAACUGACUGGGUCAACAGCCUAGUCAUCGUGGAAAAAAAAGACGGCUCAUUGAGACUUUGUUUAGAUCCGAAAGAUUUGAACAGAGCAAUCAAGCGUGAACAUUAUAAGCCGCCGACAGCCGAAACCAUUUCUAGUAAGCUCAAUGGGAAGCGUGUUUUUACAGUAAUUGACAUGAGUAACUGCUACUGGCACAAAAAGUUGGAUGAAGAAUCAUCCUAUUUGUGCACAUUCAACACGCCUUUCGGCAGAUACAAGUUUAACAGAAUGCCGUUUGGUAUCUGUGUAGCGAGUGACGUCGCUCAGAGAAUGGUGGAUGAAAACUUCAGCGACAUUCCAGGAGUUCUCGCAGUGCACGAUGACAUUAUCAUCGCCGGAAAGGACACUGCGGAACACGACCUAGCUCUCAAACAAGCGCUGGAACGCGCAAGAUCACGCAACAUAAAGUUUAACCGCAGCAAAGUACAGCUACGCGUCAACCAAGUGAAGUAUCUUGGUGAUAUCGUGACCGCCGAUGGAUUCAAGCCAGAUCCCGAGAAGAUAAAAGCAAUUGUGGAAAUGCCAGAACCACAAUGUAAGCAAGAUUUGCAACGCCUACUUGGCAUGGUCAACUAUCUGUCGCAGUACAUACCAAACAUGUCAGAAAUCACAGCCCCCUACGCAACUUGUUGAAAAAAGAACAUGCAAUGGGUGUGGUAUGACGAACAUCGAUCCGCGAUAGAUAAGCUGAAACAUGCACUCACGAACACUCCUGUUCUGCAAUAUUUCAACCAAGACAAGCCAACUACAAUCCAAACCGACGCUUCGCAAAGUGGAAUCGGAAGUUGCCUCCUGCAAGAAGGACACCCCGUGAUUUACGCGUCAAGAUCGCUGACGAAUGCCGAACAGAACUAUGCUCAAAUCGAGAAAGAACUAUUGGCUAUUGUAUUUGCGUGCGAGCGAUUUCACCAAUUUGUCUACGGCAAUGACAUAAUUGUAAAAGUGACCACAAACCACUUGAGGCGAUAAUGAGAAAGCCAUUAUCUCAGACACCCCGAGAAUUCAACGAUUGCUAAUCAGGCUUCAAAAGUACAAUUUGACAGUUCAUUUUGUACCCGGAAAACUGAUGUUCAUUGCAGACACUCUAUCAAGAGCGUACCUAAAUGAGACUGUUGAGGGUCCCCAAGACCUCAAUGAUGACAUCGAAGUGAUGAUCCACAGUUUCAUCACCGAAAUCCCAGCGAGUCCAGAAAAGUUGACACAGCUGAAAAAUGAAACCGCCAAAGAUGCAACACUUCAGGCGCUGAAAGCUCAAAUACAAAAAGGUUUCCCACCCCAUAGAAAAGCCUUGAGACCAAUCCUCUCGCCAUACUGGAUUGUCAGAGAUGAGCUAAGUGAAGCCGACGGUCUUCUAUUCAAAGGAAGACGGCUUCUCAUUCCAAAAAGCCAUGCAGCACAGCGUCCUGGAAAUGAUACAUGAAAGCCAUCUUGGAAUUGAAAAGUGUAAAGCACGAGCAAGAGCCAUUGUUUAUUGGCCUGGAAUGUCACGCGACAUCCAUGAUACUGUUGUCAAGUGCCCGACAUGCUUGACACACAGACACAAGAACCAGAAGGAACCGAUGAUUCCCCAUGCCAUACCAGAUCGUCCAUGGCAAAAGCUCGGAUCCGAUGUGUUUGAACACAAAGGAAAACCGUACCUAGUAGUGGUGGACUACUACUCCAAGUACAUCGAAACUAGCCUAAUGCGUGACAAAACCGCGGGAACCAUUGUCACGCACAUGAAGUCAAUCUUCGCUAGACACGGCAUCCCUGAAGAGCUCGUAUCAGACAACAUGCCUUACAACAGUAAAGAGUUCAAACGAUUCGCAGACGACUGGGGAUUUGAACUGAUCACCUCAAGCCCCACAUAUCCGCAGUCUAAUGGCCUCAGUGAGAAAGCAGUACAAACCGUUAAGCGAAUACUAAAGAAAGCAAGCGACCCAUACAUCGGCCUGAUGGAGUACAGAAAUACUCCAGUGACAGGAAUGACAUAUUCGCCAUCCCAGCUUCUCAUGAGUCGCACCACCAGAACCAAGAUCCCCGUAACACAAGAACUCCUGAAACCAAAGAUUGCUACUGAGGUCAAACAACAACUGUUAGCCUGUCAACAUCAGCAAGUGCACUAUUACAAUCAAGGAGCAAAGCCCUUGACAGAUCUCAAACCACAGGAAGCUGUCCGUCUACGCCAAGGAAAGACCUGGGUACCUGCCGUAGUAAACGAGAAAGCAGAAACCCCGAGAUCCUAUUUAGUCACAACUACGACCGGACAACAAUAUCGCCGGAAUCGCAAGGAUCUGCUACAAACUGGAGAAAACCCUCCUGUAAUAUCAGUCCCGCAAGACAACGACUUUAAUUACACUACAGAAACUCAGAAAACCUCAGCAACCCCCAACAAAGAACAAGACCCUGUACAACUUCCUGAACAACAGCAACCCAACAACCCAGAAUCGACGACACCACCUAGACGCUCCUCGCGAAUCACUACUCUUCCCUUUAAAUUCAAGGACUAUGUCAUGAAUUUCUAAGAACUGAACACUGAAAAUUAGAACAUUGAACUUUUGUCAUACCGGAAGUGUCAUUGCUAUUAUUCGAUUAUUUUUUUUUAAUGAUAGUGUUUGAUUUCAUUCUCAAAAAGGGAGAUGUAAUAAUAAUACUGAUUGAUGCUACAGUUGACUGACAUGUAAUCCUACCCCCUGGAAUGUGCUAUAUAUAUCAACCACAUUCUGUACCAAAAAGAGAUCAAUAAACCUUCGAGCCAGUCAACCCUUGUUAUGUUUCUUAGUUAAAACCCUGAACCCGUUCAUCUAAGCAAAGCUUAUUACAAUGCCCAAGGUACAAAUCACUUCACUUUUAAUCUUACAGAAGCUCAAAUAUUAAGGAGGAUGAUAAAAUAGGACCAAUGGGGUAAAUGUGCUCCAUGGGACCCUAAUUCGUAUUACUGCAGCUUUCAUUCUGGGAGCUAAAGUGUGACAGGAAAAAAAUUAACAACUAAAUGCCACUUGAAUUUCUCGGCACUAACAUUUAGCACGAUCUUUCUUAUGCGAUAUGUAAGGACAGGGUCCACAAAUGACGAGCUUCACUUGGGACGAACCUAGCUAAUGCCAGGCGAGAACAAUAAAUUUUGCUUAUUAGUUUAAGUUCGUCUCAAGUGAAGUUCGAUGUCUGAUCCUGGCAUUCAGGUUCAGAAUUAAAUAUGUUUAAAGAAUUAUUUCUUCAGGGGAGCUUCGUUGUUCACCGAAUCGCUACUCAAGUAGAUUAAGGCAUGGGUCUUUACAGAUUUCUCAGAAUUUUAAAAGGAGAAUGGUGUAAGCUAGCCCAGGACUAGCAACAUGCCACGUUUUAAAACCGACCGUUUUGUUUUAAGAAUAGCUUUAUUAUCUUUUCAUGUCUUAAAGCAACUAACUUAUAGAGUGUUUUCACAUGACGUCACGGUGGCCAUAUUGGUGUCCCAAAACAAUGAAACAGCGGCCAUGUCGGUGUCCCAGACCAAUCCUCUGGGAGUUGAACUCUUUUCUUAUGCAAACGCUUUCUUUUGUUCCAAUAAAUUUGCAUAGAUGCUGGCCACGUGAGUGAAAACACUCUAUAGGUUAGAGUUUUCGAAUUUCGCAGCUUGUAUUUCGAUAACUUUUUUUAGCAUCUCAUCUCUUGUUAGUUUAUUUAUUCCUUUCAAUUAAGAUAGAUUAGUUAAUGUUUGGAUCUAUAAUUUAAUUCUUGUAACGUAAAUACGCAAUUUAGUUUUCGAACUGCUAUGUAUUUAUGAAUUAAUGAACUUCAAACUUCAAACUUCAAACUUAAGGCCAGUCAUAACCAAGAAAUCCUCCAAUUUCAUUUUAAAAAUUUAUUUUAACUGCAUCACGUGAUCAACUACGCCCUAUUUUAGCGAGGAAUCAUUUGAGUCGAAUUACCCACUAGACGGAGAGCAAACCUCUUUCCUUAUGUAGUUAUGUAGGUUCAAACAUUAGCUAAUAAUACUCUUGUUGUAAAAACAGUCGGAGUGAGAUGAAGUCAUUAGCGUCUCAGUCCUGAAGAAAAUUUUAGUGGGAGGAGGACUGGCACUAGUCAAUGAACACCAAUUGCAUCUGCCAAUUGUAACGCUUCGAACCAUUCCGAGCUAAUUUCGCAGACACUUUGAUACAGAGAAAGUGGUGGGAAUCGUGGUUACAAUUUUCGAACACUGGAGGGCGUAGUCGAUUACGUGACCAAGUAAUUUGGAUUUCUUUUAUCAAGGUUUUUUUUCGUUUUAGUUUACUUUACCAUCUAUCAUUCCUCGUGGAUGUCUUUAACAAUAGUUUUUGGAAAAUGUGCAUAAAAGCCAUAAAUGAAUUAGAUUAUUAGGCCUAAUCUACUUGGUUAUAAGCGCAAUCCCAGGUUAAAUAAUUCAAAGGGAAAAGCCUGCAUCGAACAACCAUGACCACUUAAAUUUGCCGACUUUACAGAAAACGCAGGGAUUGGAGAGAGAAACCCGGAGGGUUUCGAACGACUGGGACCGAGAGUUUAUACUUUGGGCAAUAUCAAGUAUACAUCCCCUUGGGAAUGUUUAUUCUUACCAUAUGUAGUAUUCUGUCUUGUCAGUAAACUUUACUAAGGAAAUUUUACAAGACUUACCUCACUGAUAGCAGUGAAAAAUACAUUGCCGCUAAAUUAAUAGUUACUAUGACAGCCAGAAAUAUUUUCAUUAUUUAAUUUUUUCCAGGUGAAUUACGUGAAAGCUAUCGACAAGUACUUGAUCGUGUGUUUUUUGUUUGUAUUCUGUUCUUUGCUGGAGUACGCCAUUGUGCUCCUUCUUGAUCGAGGAAAGCAAAACUUUGAAAAACAGAAGAAAGAAACUAGGAACCUUGUGGAGAAGGUAAUUUGUGUAUGUUUCUGCUGUGCAACCAACUUUCCCCAAGAACAGAUUAUGUAGUUCCGCCGAUCGUUUAAACUUGGCUCCAAGGAUAGCCUCCUUAAUUAGCUGGCGAACAGAGCUGCGGAGCCGCCUCUUGUCAAGGCUUUACCCCUGAACAAAAGCCAGGGUCGGCCAGGGUUUUUGGGUAUACAGUAUAUUUGGGUAUUUAAUUUCAGGUAUACAGUAUUUUUAUGCUUACAAUUGGGUAAGUAUUCCCUCACGACCAAUUUUGGGUAUAAAGUAUACCGUGUUUUUCUUAAUUUAAGUAUUUUACACGAGUUUUACCGUAAUUUUUGGUAUAUACUGGAAGGUUUGUUUCGGGUAUUUUGGUAUUCUACUAGUGCCCCCUGGCCGACCCUGAAAAGCAAUGGCUCCCGCGGAAUGAAGAAGUCGCGCGCUAUAAAUCCCGCUAGCUACGCAGGCUAUUCCAAGGAUAGCCCACAUAACAGCCUAAACAACAAACCACACUUGCAAGUAUGCACUAGUGUGUUGAAGCAGUUGUGGACUGGAUUUGCGGUUUGCAUGUUUAAGCCAUCUUUCAGAGAUACAUUCUUAGGAUUUUGCUCUUGAAAUCUGAGGCUUUUUUGUUUAAGUGUACUUGGCGGUUAUUGUAGUAAAAGGAAUGUGCCCUUUUUGACUGUUCAAUUCUGUCGUUUCUAUCAGUUUUCUUCCGUUUCACGGUCUUCAUCCAUUUUUCUUUUCAGUUAAGCGAUAUUUUUUCAAUGGUUCCCCUCCCCGAGGGUAUCCAUACACUUCAGCGUUUUCCACUAAAUUAUAAAAUGACAUAAGCACUUUAUCCAAACAGCCGCUGUUAUAAAUCUGCGUAGGCAUCAAGAACGAGCGAGCGUUUGAGUCCUCGAACGAGUGUAGACUAACGUACUUCGCGCCUUGAAAAACCAAUUUUGAAGAAAAAAAGUUUUGCAUUUUACAAAUUAAAUCUCUACACUUUUAUCAUUUCAGCUAACUAGUGGCCUGGCUCAAUUUAAUGGUAACAUUAAACAUAGACACUCUGCUAUCAUUUUGGAUGACAGAGAGCUUCGAAAGCUACUUCACAACGGAGAAACCACGGACCAAAAGGGCGACGAAAACACUGAAAGCAUCUUAGAAGCCAGUGAUUCCAAGCAAGCCUGUAGUUUGAGUAAAGUGGGAGAAAAAUGGAAAGGUGUUCGAGAAAUUGUUUACCGGGAAACGUUUAUUGUUGGUGUUGAUGCGUUUUCACUUAAAUUAUUUUCCUUUGUUUUCGUUACUUACAACUUUUACUACUGGGUGACAAUUUUCUACUAUCCUAAAUGUUUGAUCUAG
Porites lobata is the source of this 11960-nucleotide messenger RNA. The record is from the annotation of a GenBank genome assembly. NCBI's taxonomy places the organism in Eukaryota, Metazoa, Cnidaria, Anthozoa, Scleractinia, Poritidae.